Molecule: messenger RNA, 1433 nt
Organism: Pelobates cultripes (western spadefoot toad)
Lineage: Eukaryota; Metazoa; Chordata; Amphibia; Anura; Pelobatidae
Source: the annotation of a GenBank genome assembly
AUGCCAGAGCUGAAAAGGCUCGCGCUGUGCAUCUGCACAGCAACAGCCUUUCAGCCAAUCAGGUAAUCAGGAGAGCCGUGCUGAGCGCGGGAAUCCUGAUUACCUCAGAUUUUUUAAAAUGGCAUCAUUGAUGGAGGACUCUAUUUCUGUGUCUGCCACAGAUUUAGUGGAUGCCUCUCUUAAAGGCAGCCCCAUCAAUGUUAGAAAGCUCCAUAAGAGAGCUUUCCUUGCCAGGGAUCUAUCCUCUUCAUCAUCUGAGGAGGAUUUGGUCCCAGUUUUAAAUAAAAAGCAUAAAGGAAGACGGCUGGUCUCUUCCGCCAGUUCCUCGUCUGAGGAAAACUUCUCCGCUCCUCCUUCCCCUCAUACUCGUUUGAGUAAGCGAAAAUUUAAGGGGACAGGACCUCAAAAAAGGAAUAGCGUGUUUCCCUCGUUUGAGCACCAGAAACACCUCCCAGAGGAAAAGGGCAAAUCUCGUUGGAGGUUAGAUAGUCCCUCUCCUUCCUCUUCUAGAGCGUUCGCUCACUCUUCUUCCCAAAGCCGUCCCAGUUCCAGAUACGGCUCUCCAGAAAUAGACUGGGAAUCCGAGGAAGUGGUUCGUUCAGCAGCUUCCACUGAGCGAGGGAAGCUAAGCAAUGUUCAGAUGGCCAGAGUAAGUCUCCUAGGAAAGACUCUCCCAUCAAAAUUAUUUCACUCCAGAUGGGCUAUGGAGCACGAUUCCGAGGUUAGAGAUUUUGCUAAACUAGCCUUCAGAUCCCCCUUGGUUAAGGAAGAUGACCUUCUCCUCAGGAACCACAUCGGUAUCCCGGACAUUCAGGCUCUAAUGGCCCCAGAGGUAGACCCUUCGCUGUUAUCCAUCACAGGGAGCAGCGUAUCCUCUGAUCCCACAGACCAGACUUUUCGCAAUAUACAGUUUAAAAUUGCUGAUGCUGUGGGACCACUAUUACUGAUGCUGGAUAAAGCAGAAAAAGAAGGCAAUGCUCAGAAACCUUCCACUUCAUCCCUGUUAGCAUCUAAGAUGGCCCUUUUAAAAGCGUCUGGCAGGGCAGUGCUAAUUAUUGGCCAAUCCUUUAAUUACAUUUCAAACAUCCGCAGAUCCCGCUGGCUCCAUGCAGCUGGUCUGUCCGACCUAGCCCCCAAAUCGCAUGAGUUCCCAAAUUUGGAGGAUUCUUACCUAUUCGGUCCCUCGUUCAUUCAGGAGGUUAAAGGCCGUUACAAGGCAAGGAGAUCCUUUUCAGAACUCAAGAAGUCCGUCCCUGGCUACAAGAAGCCCUUUCGGACGGAGGGUCGCCCCUAUAGGGCUGCAGGAGCGUCCCGAGAAGCCUCUCACCAGGCCCAGUACCGCCACUACAGUGGAAGACAUAAGCUCCCAGGCGGCGGCAGAGGAGCGCAUUCCAGAGGCGGUUCAGCUUCCAAAAGGAAACCCAUGCAUUCAA